AUGUAUGAGAAAAAAUUGGUUGCAAUGCGUCGUGGUGCAGCUACUGUGAAAGGAGUGAAAUAUUCGCGUCAGUUGGAAAUGGCAAUGUUGGAUAUAUCAACAGCCGAGAAAGGGAAACCGUUAGAUGACCAGGUCCGAGAAGAAUUCCAACUAGCCGGUGUGACUGCCUUCUGCUAUCUCCUCCUGGAUCCUAGAAAGAUUAGCGUUGACGUGGAUUCAAUGGAUCUGAAAAGUUUCGUGCAAUCAAUAUUUUAUGUCGGGAAAGGUUCAAAGGCACGCCCUCUAGCUCAUCUAAUCGAAGCGAAAAAGGAGAAGGAGCUGAAGUCGCCGAAAUUGACUUCAAACGCGAAACUUCAACGUAUUGAUUCAAUCUGGAAAAACGGAAACGGUGUUGUUUGUCUGCAAAUCAACCACAGUGUUUCCGAUGAAGAGGCUUUCGUUCGUGAGGCUGCUCUUAUAGAGGCGAUCAAGCUGGAGAAUUUGACAAAUGUUAAGGGAGGAGAAUGGCGUGGGAAAAGCAAGACGUGGUCGCCGUCGAUGAGAGCAGAAUUCGGCACCUACCAGUUAUUACGAGCGUUGGGUGUGCUUAAAAUGGAAGGCAUUCGUCCGAUAUUCCCUCAAGCCCUUCCUGACUCCUUGUCUCCUUUUGCACCAAAAAAGAAUGCUUAG
Messenger RNA from Haemonchus placei, 669 nucleotides. Lineage: Eukaryota; Metazoa; Nematoda; Chromadorea; Rhabditida; Trichostrongylidae. The record is from the annotation of a GenBank genome assembly.